This is a messenger RNA of Oncorhynchus nerka (sockeye salmon), 3423 nucleotides long. RefSeq names its product CTD small phosphatase-like protein 2-A. The record is from RefSeq and is a predicted model, not a curated record. Lineage: Eukaryota; Metazoa; Chordata; Actinopteri; Salmoniformes; Salmonidae. The coding region runs from base 265 to 1719 and encodes 484 amino acids. The transcript is spliced from 13 exons. Gene Ontology annotation, molecular function: phosphoprotein phosphatase activity.
UAAUCCACAUUCCUAGACAUCAAAGUAGUGCUGGAGUCCCGAGUAGCUUUAUCGAGUGCACCCUCUCGGGAAUUUGUGAUGAGGCGGGAAAUGGCGUCCGAAGAGCCCGUCGAUGGUCUGUGGUUCUGAACACAGCUGGCAGCGAUAACGACGGACAGACAUCUCUCUCGGUGGCCGCACCGUUGCGGCUACCAGUGUGGACAGGCAAGCGGCAAGUUUGGUUACGAAUUUAUUUGCACCAUCGUCUUCCAUGUAACGUGUAGGAUGAUGAGGUUGAGAGUGCGGAAAGCUUCUCAGCAGACCAGCGCCAAACCAAAACCUGGUCCCAAAUCCAGCCCCGGCCGUCCAGCCCCAGCCUCGGCCCCCCGCCCAGCCCAGGCCAAGAGGAAACACUGUGAGGUGGAGCCCACUGCUGCGACCAGGAGAGGCCUCAGAAUGCAGAAGAAUGAGACGGGCCUGUUUUCCACCAUCAAGAAGUUCAUCAGGGGAAAUGCUGUCAAGAUGGAGCAUGACAUCCCAGCUAAGAGGAGUCGUGUUGAUUGUAAAGUGGGCAGCAGCAACCUGAUCACGUCUUCUCCUCAUCCUCCUAACAAAGCUAUCCCCAGGGGCUGCAGGAGAAGCGCUAACAAACCUGAUCCAAUGACGUUGAACAGUAAGCCCCUGAAGCCCAACGGUAAACUGGAGGUCCCCGUGGAGGUGGCCAUCAGCCCUCCUCGCACUACUCUCCUGGGCACCAUCUUCUCUCCCGUCUUCAACUUCUUCUCACCUGCAACCAAGACGGCCACUCUUGGGUCUGACUCACCUGGGCAGGUGCUGGAGGCUGAGGAGAUUGUGAAGGAGGUGGAGGAAAUGUCGACCAGUACCCCCACAUCUACAGAAGGCGUCGUCCUCUCUCCUGUUGCUCCAGUACCACCACCGGCUCCUCUGGCUACACCAGAACCACCUGUGGAGGAAGGGGAGAUGGUUACAGAAACAGAUACGCCCCUUUUAACAGCUCCGGUAUGCACCCCAGUCAGCUGUUACCCCCACGCCCCUCCCACAGCCCCUGCAGACGGCACCUACGAGGAGGACUGGGAAGUCUUUGAUCCGUACUUCUUCAUCAAACAUGUGCCUCCGUUGACAGAGGAGCAGAUAGCCAGGAAACCAGCACUGCCUCUCAAAACACGCAGCACACCAGAGUUCUCCCUGGUCCUAGAUUUGGACGAGACGUUGGUGCACUGUAGUCUGAAUGAGUUGGAUGACGCAGCGCUGACCUUCCCUGUCCUGUUCCAAGACGUCAUCUACCAGGUGUAUGUGCGUUUGAGGCCGUUCUUCAGAGAGUUCCUGGAGCGCAUGUCUCAAAUUUACGAGAUCAUUCUGUUCACUGCCUCUAAGAAGGUGUAUGCAGACAAGCUGCUCAACAUCCUGGACCCUAAGAAACAGUUGGUCAGGCAUCGUUUGUUUCGUGAGCACUGUGUAUGUGUUCAAGGAAACUACAUCAAGGACUUAAACAUUCUUGGAAGAGAUCUUUCAAAAACAAUAAUAAUCGACAAUUCACCUCAAGCCUUCGCCUAUCAGCUUUCCAAUGGGAUUCCCAUCGAGAGCUGGUUCAUGGACAGGAACGAUAACGAGCUUCUCAAGCUGGUUCCUUUCCUGGAGAAGCUAGUAGAGAUGAAUGAGGACGUAAGGCCUUACGUCAGAGAACGGUUUCGUCUUCACGAUCUCCUUCCUCCAGACUGAUUUGUGAUUGGUUGACCCAGCAGGCUAACCAAUAGAAAUACAGAAUGUAUAUUUAUAUUAGAAUGUUCAUUCUAAUUCUAUGGAUUAGCCCUGCAGUACUUGGAGAGGGAUGCCUUCCCUUCAACACAGCGGAGAUGAGGAGAAUCAAGUUUAACUGACUCUAAUGAGGAUGUUGUUUUAAAUGGAUCUCUGCCUACAACUACAACGUUUUCAUUACUGAUGAAAAUACCAACAAAACACCAUUACAGAGGAUUUUCUUGUUACUGAAAAUCACAAAACACAAAUCUUUAUAAUUCCUGAAGCUAUGUACAGUUUGAGUAUUUGUAUAUGUUUUCUAUUCUCGAACUAAACUGUUAUACUCAAACUAAACUGUACCCCCAGGGUAGAGCAGUCCCCUUGUAUUGUAAAAGGCUUCUGCCUAGACGGAUGGACCUCUUUGUUUAUUCUUGAAAGCAGGGCCGUGUUCAUUAAGGCACAAACGUUUUGCAACUAAGGAAAAUAAAGCGUUUCUGAUUGGACAAGUCCAGGCAGAACGUCUCCAAUUCGGACCGUUUUCUUCGUUUUUGGUGCCUAAUGAACAAGACCGUGGCGACUUUCUGGGAGAUUGUUUCUCAUCUGCAGCUACACUUUUGGACUGAAUGUCAUGCAGUAUUUGAGUGUGGGGACCUGACUGUUCCAGACUCCUUUUAACAGGAAUGGGCAGUCAAACCUGUAUAAUAUACACACUCGAUUACAUGUGUACAUAUGACGUAUAUAUUUUUCAACUUUUCACUGUGCUUCUGAUUUUAGUAUGUGUUCCUCUUUUAACUGACGACCUCUUUUCUUUUUUACGCCUUUGGAGAAAAAAAAUAGUGAUUUUUCUGUUGUCUGCCUGCAAUUUUUACAUCCCAAAUAGUAACCUAUUCCCUAUAUAGUGCACUGUUUGACCACAGUCCUAUGGGACCUAUUCCCUAUAUAGUGCACUGUUUGACCACAGUCCUAUGGGACCUAUUCCCUAUAUAGUGCACUAUACAAAAGAAUAGGGUGUAAUUUGGUAUGCAUGCUUACUUCCUAGUGUGCUUUUUAGUCCCAUUUUAAGUGCAGUUAUGUGGUCUCUAACAAGGUGCGGGUUUUUAAGAGGAAAUGUUUAUGAAAUCAUCAUGAUGACGUGCAUAGGUCGUAAUGUUAAUGUAGUAUAAGGUUUCACUUGGAAGACCAUUCAACAAGCCAUAAUGAUGGCCCAGAUAUUCAUUUAGAAAAUGUAUAUUUGAGAUUUCACCCCUUUUUUUUUUUUUUUGUAAAGAUGUUUUAAAAAAUACCCUUAAGAUGCUCUGUUUUUAGGGUGUGAUGAAGAGUUUGAGGAAGGAAGGCUCCGGAGCUCCUGCACUUUUUGUAUAAAAAAAAAAAAAAACUUUUAAAUGCAGCCCUAUGUAAAAAAAACAUUUUUUUGUACACAAGUUAUCACCUCAAUUGUUAUAUCUGGACUAUUUUGAAAUCGUAGCACCAGCAAAACGGCUAACAUUUUGUUUUUAUCUUUUAAAUCAUGUUUUUCAUUGUUCUUAGUAGUGGGUGCGUGUGGAAUCUCUUAUGUAUGAGUCUAAAAGUUUGGCCGAUAAGACUCCAUGUUGUCAUUGACCAUCUUGGACGGUCACUCCUGUUGUACUUGGUGUUACUCAAUGGUGUCCUUGAUCAUAAAUACAUUUUUAUACAAUUAAUGAAAAUGAA